AAUUGUGCAUUUGUGUAGGCUUUUCAUCAGCGAAGAAGAAUAACAUAACCUGCUUAUUAAAAUCGGAGAACAGGGCACCGAUGAGUAAACUAUGGAUUAAAUAAUAAAGAACAUUUCCAAUACGAUAAAGAUGCUGUAUUGCAUUACACGGGUACCACUGAGUCAGACUGAAGCGGAAGACGCAGUGAAGGAGAUGCACGUCAGUUAUCCGGCUCGACUCAAUUCGCUAAAUACAUUACCGCUGUCAAUAUUAUUUUAUUGUAGCCUAUUACGCGCUCACGCACUCAUUAAAACAAAGCAGAAAGGACACCCCUAUCAGAACCAACACAACACACCAUUGGCGAAGAUCCUUGCAUCACGGUUUUUGUUUUGAUUUCUGAAUUAGCAGUCAGACACCUGAUGAGUUGUGAUCGCCCUGUGCAUAUGCGGGUCCCACCAGUGCUGGCUGGUACACUCUCUUCAGUAGCUGCAUUAUGUUGAGGGACUGCGGACUGCCGUUUCUGUUACUGAAAAUACACGUAAGCCCCAUUAGCUUUGUUGCGGCACUGGCUGCCAGCUGAAGUACUUUCGAUCUCCAAUGAAGAACACCACCGGAGAACUUAAACUGUCGCCGUUUCAUUAAACGGCAGUUUUGAACGAUUUGUUCCGAUUCGGAGAGGAGGGGCGUUCUAGAGAUUUGUGUUUCGGAUGACUGAGUAUGAAGAACCUGAGAUUGGAUUUUAUGUAUCGCAAUCGGAUGUGAUAUCAUUUGUCCUGAGAAGCAACACAAGCCAUCUAUUUACAAUGACGGGAGCCCCCGCAAGGCGCGACUCCACAAUGCCCGGUGAGAUUUGGCUGACUGUAUAGUCUCCUCUGUGAAGAACUACUACUAUAAUAAUGCCGCUUCCUUGCUUCGUCGGGCAGCCAUUGCCGGGCUCCUCCUCCCUCGUCUCCAGGAGCCUCCUCAGGCUCCUCCCCCUCGCCCUGCUGCUGCCCUGGGCGACCGCGUCGACUCUCAACUGCCACAAGACGUGCAUCUGCGCCAGCAACAUCGUCAGUUGCUCCAAGAUGAAUCUGACCAGCAUUCCCGCCCCGUUGCCCAUCUACACCGCCGUGCUGGACGUGAGCUACAACGGCAUCGCGCGCCUGAGUGCCGAGUGGACCACGGUCGAGCUGACCAAGCUCCACAACCUGCUCCUCAGCCACAACGGCAUGCACUUCAUCUCCACCGAGGCCUUCCUGUACGUCACCCACGUGCGCUACCUGGACCUGUCCUCCAACCGGCUGCGGCAGCUGGACGAGUCCAUGUUCGAGCCCCUCGAGCACCUGGAGGUGCUGCUGCUCUACAAGAACCGCAUCUCCCAGAUCGACCGCCUGGCCUUCACGGGCCUCGCUAAACUGCAGAAGCUCUACCUGAGCCAGAACCAGGUGUCCCGCUUCCCCUUGGAGCUGGUCCGGGAGAAGACGCGGCUGGAGAGGCUCAGCCUGCUGGACGUCUCCUCCAACAGGGUCAAGGUCCUGCCCAUUCCGGAGCUCAAGGCCCUGCCCGCGUGGAUCAAGAACGGGCUCUACUUCCACGACAACCCUUUCGCCUGCAACUGUGAGCUCUACAACAUGCUGGCCCACUGGCACAUACGGCAGCUGACCUCCGCCGUCGACUUCAAGGACGACUACACCUGCAUCCUGCCGGGCCCGAAGAAGACCACGGUGGCCGUCUUCGACCUGAACAGGGACUACCUGAACUGCAGCACGGUCAAGGCGGAGGACCAGGAGACCUACCUGGAGGAGACGCUCAUCCUCAACUGCGACACUCGGCACAGGGUCAUGAACAAGACCUGGAUGAUCCCCGGAAACGUGCUGUUGACCCCCGGCGGCAACCGCAGCGCCAGGGUCCUCGCGGACGUCAACGGCAGGCUGGAGAUCGCCUCGGUGCAGCUGGAGGACUCCGGCAUCUACACCUGCUUCGCCGUGAGCGAGGCAUUCAACGAGACCCUCUACGUGACCGUGAAGGUGCACAACUUCACCCUCGACGGCAGCAGCGAGACCCUCAACACGGCAUACACCACGCUGAUCGGCUGCCUGGCCAGCGUGAUCCUGGUGCUCAUCUACCUGUACCUGACGCCCUGCCGGUGCCCGUGCCACAGCAAGGCCAAGGGCCAGCAGGAGGACAGCAUCCACUCCUCCAUGCUCAGCGCUGCUCCCUCCCACGAGGACCUGGGCACCAAGGCCGGCCUCAGCAGGCACGUGGCGUUCCUCGACCCCAGGGACCUGCGGGGGCAAAACGGGAAGGUCAAACCGGACGCGGGGGAGGACCUGGAGAACCGGGAGCGGGACGGCCGACGGGACAGGGGCCUGAGGAAGAAGUCGGACGCCGAGUCGAUCAGCUCCGUCUGCUCGGACACCCCCAUCGUGGUCUGAGCGCGUGCCUCCCUCACGCUUACCUACCCCCCCACCCCCGCCCCCCCCCCUCCCACAGACCCGCUUCAGUGGAUGCGUCUUCCAAAUGGAACAUGUAUCAAUGGAUGUAUGGCACCCUCUGUUGAGUGUGACCUACCGGAAAUGGGGGGGGGGACACGAGGGUCUUACCCCACGUCAUUCAGCUCAAAGGAAUGGUUAGCUUUAUUGGGGGGCAUUCACAAAUCUGUCUUCGUCAAAGACAAGAGACCAGAGAACGAGGAACGAGGAACCCCCCUCCAGCAUUUUACUCUGUAGCAAUUAACUAUGUAUACUGUGAUAUAGUCUGGCAGGGCUAGAGGACAUUCUUUAAUCAGGUUAAAUUAGGGAGGGGCAGAGGGAGGAAGAGGAAGGAGCUUUGGCUGAUUACACUGAGCAUUUGACAGCUUGGGCAAGCAGAUGCAGGAUGUUUAAGGACAGGGCAAGGGACACAUAGUGGACAUUUUAUGAAAUGAAAGGGAAGUAAAAUUUCUGGGAAAAAAAAGGCUUUAUACCCAUUAAUAAGUUAUGAGCAUGAGCCUUGCAGAACCCAUUUCAUAUUUAGUAGAAAUAUCCUUGUGUGAGUCAUGCAUUUCCUAUAGAAAUUAUAACACUUAUGAAUACCCUCCGCUGGGCAUGACAGGCUAGGAUCACCGGGCUAUGAAUAGUCACUGUCACUGAAUCACUAUAAAAAGGAGCGCGCUGGUGUAAUAGCACCCUGCAAAAACAAAGCCAGAUAUCUUGAAUACAGAGCAGGCUGUGCUGGCAAACGGGAAACGUGGAAGUAGAGGCUCUGUUCUGGCCACGGGGCGCCGGUGCCGCGGAGCAAACGGACUGAUGGUGUCACAAAACCAAACCAAAGGAGACCGCAGCGGGGCAGGUAGUGCGUUCGCUCAACUUGCUACCGCCCAGAGCCGAGAGCUGCAGGCCGAAGCCAACUCAAACUCAAACUCGUAACGUUAUUCACAACAACAGGUUGGUGUGAACGUACCGUAGUAUAUUAAGGCUAACGGUGCAUCGGAGAUAAAAAAUAAAUAAAUAAAAUUUGCGAUCGACUCAGAACAGCAGUUAUAAAUGCACAGCAGUUUUACGGUCUUACAGGACAAGGCAAGCUUGCAUGUUAAAUACACAGAAUUUAUUGACCUUGAUUGAAUUUUAAAGCUUUAACUAAAUUAUACUCCAAACAGAGACUAAAAUGGCUUAUGGAUAAUUAGAUUGCCAGAGAUUGUCAUCUUCUGCGAAUACAACAUGUCAGAGUGCAGUCAGAAUUUCACUGGGAACAGCCAUGUGUUUUUGUUAUGCUCAUUUUAAAAAACAACAAAUAGCUCUUCACUCCUUUUCACUGAAUGCAAAAUAAAGUUUCAGACCCGAUUUUCUUUUUUUAGUUUUUAAAGGGAAUUUCUGUGCAUCCUUUAAAAAAUAAAAAUAAAGAAAACAGAAGAGGAAACUUUGUAUUUGUCAUAGUCUAAAAACAGCUUUGAACAUAUUCUCUACUUGAGUUUUUCAAAUUUUCUGUCGUGUGCUCCAAUAUGAUUUUUAACAUGAAAUAUAUUUUCUUAAUAGUGCAAAUGACAAAAACAUCGACCGUGUGUCUUUUUGUCAGUUAUUCAAAUAUUAUUAGUACAAUUGUUAGCUCUACUUCUUCCUCAUUCCAUCCUCAUCAAAAAUUAACCUGUUCCUAGACAGAUUCAGACAUUGCAGCAGCUGGUAAGAGUGAUGUGUCCGUGUCUUACAGGAAAGUGAACACAGAGAAAAAGAAUAUGACAUUGGUUUUGUAAAGUGCAGGAAGCAGUUUUUUCUUAGUCCUGGGGUUACUCCUAAUGGCUGCUUAAAAGGAGGGUCUGCCUGGCGUCAACAGCCCACAAACAACUCUUCAUCAAGACAACUGAGAGAGAAUACGCUCUAAUCAAUUUAAAACACACAAGACAAGAGCGUCUAAUGAAAUAAACAUGUCUCGUGGUGGUGGUAAGACGAGGCUGCGUCCCAAACCGACCCCUAUAUUUCUCAGACACACGCUCCUUUUCCGAAGAAUGUGGGAAAUGUUUCCAGUGCCUCAGAGGUGCGUAUGGCUAGUCGCGUCUCCCUGUCAUUACCGCUCCUAUCUAUGCCUGCAGUCGCGUACGGUGGAAAGAAAUGUCACCAAUAACAGCAUGCAGCGUUCAAGAAGGUCAGGUACUGUUCCCUGGCGGAACAUGUCUGAAAACAAAACGUUUCUGUGGGAGUCGGCUAGCUCCUGGAAUUAAACUUUUGGCUAUUAUCCAGCCUGUAUACAGAAUUCAGAAAUCCCACAAAUGGAACUCUUUGAGGGGUGAAUUCUAACUCAUUCUGUUUUGGAUUUGUAGUCCUGAUGGUGUCGAGAGAGGUUUGUUAAAAUCGUGUGCAUUUUGAAUACAGCCAUAAAAUAUGAGCAGGGAAAAAUCUUAAUCAUUGUUUCUGAUCAUGGUUUUAUCAAGGCUUAUGUUUCUGAAGUCCUACGUAACAUUUUAUCCCAACCAGGUCAGUCUGUUUAAUAUGUUUGAUGCCAUUCUUAUUCUGUCUGUACCCAUGAACAGUUCAGAAUCCAACAUUUAUUUUCAUACUAAAUAUCUUGUUCAAAACAUAGACUUUUCCAGGUAAAUUAUUGGUUAUUAUUUGUACUGGAACAUCAUAUUAUUCCCCAUAAGGCGAAGCUAUAACAACUACCGUAUAGGCCAGUAUAAUAUAUAGUUAUAUACAGUAUAAGUAAAGACUAUUUUUUAAUAUAAAAGAUGGUCAGAUUUAUUUAUGUCAUAAGAAAUCCUUUGUAUUUAUUGAGGACAUUUUGUGCCAUAAUUAAAUACAAAUAUACACAUAGAAAUAGAAGUCAAAAUACAAAACUUCUUUAAAAGAAAAUAUUAUACAAUCAUUUUUUUAAUGUGUCUAUCAAGAAUGGGUUAACAUAGUACCUCAUAUCAUUUCUAAAUCUUCUGUUACUUUGACUUUGAGUUUACUUGGUAUGCUUCUGAACCUUUGACUGCAGAAAGUCACAUUAAGUCCCAUUUUUUGGAAUGCAGAUUAAUUCAUGUUAUUAAAAUCUUGCACACAGACGUUUUCUAAACCUAUAGAUGAAACUCACUGGGUAAUAAACUACCUUACAACAUGCUGAGAAGCUUCACUUGUGCUAAUUAGAUGUUGAAUUAGGAUGGAUGUAUUUAAUAAAAGCAAUUUAUUUUAAAAAGUGGCUAUGGCAACCCCUGAGUGCUGGGAUGAGGGAACCUCUGGUGUUUUCUACAGGAAUUUCUUCAGGUAUUUCCACAAGCCCUACUAAAUCAAUGAAGAAUGCUGGCUAUUGUGUGACUAAACAAACUUUUGAUCAUCCACCAAGUCUGUUCCGCUGGCUAAAACUAUGCAUCAUGUUAACAUUCAAAUAUAAAUAACAUUGACUUGCAACUGAGUACAAUACGCACGUCAGAAAACAAAUUAUCCAGACACAGAUACCAAUCAUGUGAGCAUUGCAUUUCAUUCUUACACGGAAAUUCCUGGUAGACAAUGGAAAGCAAUUAUGAUUGUAUUGUUUCCAAUGGAUUGUAUUUCAGUGUGUGAAUUUGUAUCCAAUUACGGCACAAAAUGUCCUCCAUGUGUAUUGAUGUAGUAAUAAUAGAAUGGUAUUAAAUGCAUACAUGUCUGUGA
This is a messenger RNA of Anguilla anguilla (European eel), 6060 nucleotides long. Its product is annotated as amphoterin-induced protein 1-like. Lineage: Eukaryota; Metazoa; Chordata; Actinopteri; Anguilliformes; Anguillidae. The coding region runs from base 877 to 2397 and encodes 506 amino acids. Gene Ontology annotation, biological process: brain development. Gene Ontology annotation, molecular function: protein binding. The transcript has 2 exons. The record is from RefSeq and is a predicted model, not a curated record.